AUGAAUGGCUCACAUAAUUCCAAUAAUCCAGCAUACCCCUACCUCGACGGCAUCCAAACGUACUCAAACGAAGAAUUUAGUAGAUUCUUCGAUCCUGCUCUGUUUGAAGACACCACCAUUGGACCAGGCUUCUCUCAACAGUCCCAACCACUCCCUCAAAACUUCAAUCAAGAUGUCUCCAGGCAGUCUCACAGCCCGCUGCCUCAAUUCAAUUCACCUCAGCCGGCCUAUCAAACCCACAACCAAUACUCUCAGCCUCAACUCUAUGACACUCGCCCACUGCCCCAGCAACAGAACUAUGAUACUCGCUUCUACUCUGGGCCGUCACCGCCGGCUCUUGGCUACGAGGGUGGAUAUAGCUUCCAGCCUCAGAUGAACUACAACACCCAGAACUUCAAUCCCCAGCACCUCAAUAUGCCGCCGAGACAGACGCCUACACCGACUAAUUACCCCCCUGCAUCUGGACAACAGCAGCACACUUCCCCUUUCGUCAAUAUACAGCCGUCACCCAUGGCUCAGAUGCAGAAUCCUGAGAUGGUGCAUUAUGGCAAUUACCAGAAUCAGAACCGUCAAUCAUCGAGUUCUUUUGUUGAUCCAAACCUGCUCUCGGCAGGGCAGAUGUUGGGCACCACAAACAACAACGUUAACUUUCAGCAGCAGCAGCAGCAGCAGCAGUCAUAUUCCGCUCAACCAUCCUACUUCAAAGCUGGCUCUACAGUCGAUCCAAGGUCAUUGCAAGGUGCACACCCAGUUCAACCUUCACCUUCUCCUGCUACGCAGCAGCCUCAAAUACCAGUGUUGAUCCCCAAACUUGAACACGCUCAGCAGACGAGACCUUCGAAAGACCAAACACUUCCCAAGAAGACUAAGAAAAAAGGUUCCAACGAAGCUGCAUCCGACUCAGAGGAUGAGUUAUCAAUUCAAUACGAGGAGCCUGAGCCUCCAGAGCCAACGCCACCAUUCCUGAGCUUGGCUCCACCUACAGAAGAGGGCCAAAAAUCACAGUAUCUCGCUGUUCAGGCAGUGUUCUCACCCCGUAAUAAGCCUGCUCCUCCCGAGAAAGUCCGGGGUGGUAUUGCAAGCUUUGGUGAUGCCGUUCGGUCGCUGCGAGAUGCCUGGAAAGUCAAAAAUGAAAGUUUGAGGAAGGCCGAGUUACCCGACUCCCCAACAGCCAAAGAUGCCGAUGCUCUUAAAAAGGAAGUCGCCCGCUAUCGUUCGCUUGUUCAGGAGGUGAUGACGAAGUCGAUAAAUUUGGGACACCCCUCCAUCGUCAAAAGACUUGGCGAGAACCACUUCACAAUGGCAGCGCUGUCAUCGUUCAUGCUUGAUCGAUUUACUGUCGGGGACUACGACAGCCCCCUGACGCUGGCAAUUUUAAAGUUCGUUAUCAAGUUUGAAACGCUCGACUUCGAAACGUUGGAAAUGACGAAACUUUCGAAGUUGCUACAACGCUUGACGAAAAAAGCAACGACAGAGGUCAAGACAUUGGCACAGUCCAUUCUUGACAGUGCUACAGCUGUGUCUGCUAAGAAGAAGGCCACGAGCAAAUCCGAAAACUCAGGAUCACCCAAUAUUGGUGGUAGCCCCAUGGAAGCGGUCGCGGGAACGAAGCGACCUCGCGAGGGCGAAUCCGCGUCACAGCCUGUUCCCAAAAAGGCUGUCAAAGUACAAUCGUCAAAGCCUCUGGCAUUGCAGAAUGCCGAACGUAGAAAGGCUUUGGAAGCUGCUAAAGCUGCCGAUAGGCCCGUAGCUACUGCUUCAGUCCCAGCAAAGGCAAAAGUCGCCGUGACGGCGCCUCCCAAAUCUGCUGUCUUUUCGUCUCUAAUGUCCGCGUCGAAGAAGCCGGGAACUUCCAUUGCUGCUCGUGCUGCUGCAGCCGCAAAGGAUAAGGGUCCUGCAGCGACAAGUGCUCCAGCUCCACCGGUGGUAGCAGUAAAGAAAGAAGCUGCACGCAAAGAAUCACCGCCGAUUACGGGCGCUUCUGCGCCCAAGACCGCGCCAACACCUUCUGCACUGCUCGGUCUGCUUGCUGACAUGGAAAAGAAACCCCAGAAAGAAGUCAAGAAGGAAACCGAGAUGCCGAAUGAGACAGAAGAAGAAAAGGCCAAACGUCUUCGCAAAGAGGCACGCAGAAAGCUACGUGUGACAUGGAAGGCGGAUUCGGAUUUGGUACAGACUCGACUCUUCACUCAUGACCCGGAUGAGGAAAUAGGUGACGGCGACAGCCUUAAACGUGACGCUGGCGACACGGGUCGCGAAGGUGAGGCUUUGAAACUUCAUCAAUCCAUGGAUGACCUGGACGAUGAAGAGGACGAAAACGAACAUUCACAUGAAGAUUUUGAACCCUAUUCACCACCGAGCGAGGUGGAUUUCACAGUGCUUGAAAACGAAACCGGCUCAUCAGAAGCUAACUUCUUCAAAUUUGGAGGUGCAAAGAAAGCCGAAGGCGUGAGUAGUGAGGCACAAAACAAACGUGAGCAAGAGACCGUCAUGGCGACAUUUGCAUCGAAAUCCGAUCGACCUUCGACGCCAAAAGAGCCAGAUGAGAACGAGGAGGGUGACUUUGAACCGGCAGAGCCCGCCAUUGACUUUGGCGAGCCCAACGGGAAAACUCGCCAACGCGAAAAGGAUUUUCAAGCACGUCAAGUGCGAAGCCAGCCUGGUUUCCCAAGCCAGCCUCAGGUUUCUUCGGCACAGGCAGCGUCACAGCUGACCCCGGCCAUUUCUUCGGCCCUUCAGCAAGCCUUGGCCCAGUUUCAACCAGCUCAACCAGCUCAAGCCGUGGUGACACCACAGCUGGAUAUAGGGGCAUUGUUCCAGUCGGUCCAGCAGAUCAGCCAGCAAGUCCAGGGUCAGAGUUCAGCACCCCAGUACUCAAUGCCCUCUGUCAGCCCAGAUCUAAGCGCCAUCCUGGCCAAUUUACAGCAACAACAACAGCAGUCUUCUCAAGCUCAACAUUCGGCCCUGCCUGUUGGCAUGGGUGCUAAUCCUAAUCCUUAUCCGGGCACGGCGGAUGAUUCGUCACGAAAGCAUGCUCGGACCGACUCCAAUGACUAUGACGAACUUUCCAGGAAAGGAGGAGCCAAGAAGAAGAAACCUUACAACUACAAAACCCAGAUAUGUUCAUUCUGGGAGCAAGGCCGAUGUACUAAGGGUGAAGCUUGCACAUACCGACAUGGUGACGAAGACUUUUCUUGA
This is a messenger RNA of Exophiala spinifera, 3198 nucleotides long. RefSeq lists its product as uncharacterized. The record is from RefSeq and is a predicted model, not a curated record. Gene Ontology annotation, molecular function: metal ion binding. Bases 1 to 3198 code for a protein of 1065 amino acids. NCBI's taxonomy places the organism in Eukaryota, Fungi, Ascomycota, Eurotiomycetes, Chaetothyriales, Herpotrichiellaceae. The transcript has 5 exons.